AAGUAAAACCUCAAACAGUUCAACAAUAACAAGGGCUAAAGCCCUUGUUCUAGCAAAAAGAAAGACCACAAAAGCUUUACUUCAAGAACAACCAAGUAAAAAAUACAAAAUUAUAAAUUCUUCUAAUAAAGAAGUCAAGAAACAUGAGUUAGCUACUAGCAAGGAAAAUUGGAAUGAUAUUAUAUCUCAAGAAAACCCUUGGCUGAAUUCGAACAAGUCUUUACAAAAAACGGAACUGGGUAAACAAAACAACAAAGCGACGCAUAUGUCUAAAAAGGUUCCAGAAAGUUCUGCAUCAUCAAGUCACGUGGAAAUGCCAUCUAAAAGUCCAGAACCUCCUGUGAACCCAUAUAUACAUGUUUUAACUAACGAACUAAAACAAGAAGCCACUUGGGAUAAAGCUUUACUUAAACAACCUUUGCAGGAGGAACCAACAAUAACUGAAGUACAAGAAGAACUUUCAAAAGAAAACAUUCCUGUUUCAAACCAGGAAGAAACCCCCAAAGAGAAUACUGAAAACCUAGCCAAUCUUGAUACAAUGAUAAUAUAUGCAGAAGAGGUAACUAAAAAGAAUGAUGAAACUGAUAACAAGAGAAUUUCUCUACUUUCAAAAAGAGGUAGAAAAUCAACUUUUGCUCAAUAA
This is a messenger RNA of Dentiscutata erythropus, 643 nucleotides long. The record is from the annotation of a GenBank genome assembly. Lineage: Eukaryota; Fungi; Glomeromycota; Glomeromycetes; Diversisporales; Gigasporaceae.